Molecule: messenger RNA, 507 nt
Organism: Hevea brasiliensis (rubber tree)
Lineage: Eukaryota; Viridiplantae; Streptophyta; Magnoliopsida; Malpighiales; Euphorbiaceae
Exons: 2
Coding region: 1-507 (168 amino acids)
Biological process (GO): ribosomal large subunit biogenesis
Cellular component (GO): cytosolic large ribosomal subunit
Molecular function (GO): structural constituent of ribosome; RNA binding
Source: RefSeq, a predicted model, not a curated record
AUGCCUUUUAAGAGAUACGUGGAGAUCAGGAGGGUAGCUCUCGUUAACUAUGGUAAAGACUACGGGAAGCUCAAUGUCUUCAUUGACGUUAUCGAUCAGAACCGAGCUAUGAUUGGGACCCCUAAUAUGGUUAGGAGCCAAAUGAACUUCAAGAGGUAUUAUAAAAUGGUGUUUGCAGAGGGUAAGGAAAACUUUAAAAUAGCAUCUUCAAGUCAGUCAGUCGAAGAGGUUUCAAAACAAAAACAGAAUGUUCAACAAAGAUCCAGAUCAAUCCAUGACUCAGAAUCUUUACAGACUGAUGAAGUAGAAGCAGAAACCCACCCAUUGCCCCCAUUUGAUCCUAGUAAAAUUGAGAUUAGAACAAUUGAUCUUGAUGAUUUAUUGAAUAGUUGGAAAUCAUUACCUAAUCAUGCCCAGGCGCAGUUCGAGGAAAAGUAUAGGAAGAUUGCCUCUUUGACACCGGUCAACUCCUGCACUGAAGGCCAUUUUAUCUACUUGGAAUCCUAG